Glossina fuscipes is the source of this 4403-nucleotide messenger RNA. It is a transcript of the gene Marf1, whose product is annotated as meiosis regulator and mRNA stability factor 1. NCBI's taxonomy places the organism in Eukaryota, Metazoa, Arthropoda, Insecta, Diptera, Glossinidae. The record is from RefSeq and is a predicted model, not a curated record. Gene Ontology annotation, molecular function: nucleic acid binding. The coding region runs from base 171 to 4388 and encodes 1405 amino acids. The transcript has 12 exons.
UUUAUUAAAUGAAACAACAAGUGAUUAUUUUCUAAUAAAUAAUAAUAAUUUUAUAAAUUGUUUACGCAACUUAGCUCAGGAAUAGAUUAGCAAAACUUGUGUAUAACAAGAAUUUGGUUCAUGUACCUACACAUUUUCCCUUUCAAUUAAAAUUUUAAAAGCUUAAAAGGAUGGCAGAACGUUUUCACAGCAUUCGCCAGGAUGAUAUAUCAAAAAUAUAUAUGAAUUGCAAUGCGAAUCAAAUAACAACGCAGACUCAACUAACCCCAAUUAAUCAGCAUAUGCAACCACAGCGGUACUUUGGUACCGAGCUAACCAGUUUAGCUUCAGCCUUGAAAAGUGAUUUUGAUUAUUUGACUAACGCAAGAUUGUAUUCUACGCCUAUAUCGAGAUCUGUUGUCGAUUUAAAUAACAAUCGUAUAUCUUUGUCAGAAUACAGUGUAAACAAUUACACUACCAUGAACAGUCAAAAUGCAUAUCAUAAUCAUCAACAUAUACCAACACUAGUAACCAAUCGCCAUUAUCCAAAUGCUAAUCAGUUAAAUCAGAAUAGCUUUCAUCAUAAUCGUUUUAUGCCCUAUAGUCGUUCAACUUAUUUAGCGAAUCACCAUGACCCUAAUCAUCAAACUAAUUCUAUUAUAUCGGGCGGUUUACCAUCAAACAACAGAUAUUAUGGAAUGGCUCAAUGUUCAGAAACUGUAUUUCCAAUCUGCCCGUCACCACUGAUGGCCCCUUUAUGCUACAAUGGCCCAUUAGUUCAGAUGCCAGCAACAACAACAAGUUUACAUUGCACUACCCCAUCUACAGCCAGCUCUCUUACACAAAACUUGUUGGCUCCAGAACUAAAUUAUGUUGCAGUGACAGGAAAAACCACAUCUACUAUAAAAGACCAAGGCUCAAGUUGUACUGCAGUUGCACAGUCUACUACAAAUAAAAGUCUCGUAACUUCUCUUGGUAUGGCGAGCUCUGCGAACGUAACUCCAGCCAGAAGCACAUGCGCCCCAACAAGUCCCAACGCUACCGCUGAUACUGUUACGUUACAAAUAACCAAUUUAGAUUAUUCCAUGGAUGAAGCGAGCUUAAGAGCUUUCCUCCUUGGUCAAUUGGAGCCUAUAACUCCAGUAAUUUCGCUAAUUUUUGAGGGCAGUUCCUAUGCAAAGGUUUCUGUGCCCGACAUGUAUUUCGCAAAACUGGUGGUAUCUAAUUUACAUCGCAAGAAAAUUGGCCACAAGCGUAUGUUGGUCUCUUAUACGCGUGACUCUUCGCUUACCGAAUUCAAUACUCUACGUUGCCAAGUUGCUGGUUUAUUAAAGGAUGUUCCCUCUUACACUUUACCAAUGUACAAGUUUCGAGAACUUUUCCAGUCGCGCUUCAAGACAUCAAUCAGUGUUUUGGAUUUAUAUAAAAUGCCAGAUAUUUGCAUUAUUAACGCUGACAACAAUGAGGACAAAUUUAUUAGUUUGCAUCCUGAGUUGGUCAAUUCAUUCGAGAGCUCACCUCUAAUGGAAGGGUUGCAGCACAGUGUUCCUUAUUGCACCAUACACUUUAAACGAGAGCAACAUAAAGGUUGGGCUGAACAAGAGAUUGAACCUCUGCCUAAUGUCUGCAUGUCUAUCGCGGAAAUAGAGAACAUUAUACACCCGCUAUUAAAAACUCAUGCCGGCGAUAUCCCAAUAGCAUCUUUAGUACAUUGUAUAGAAGGACAAUUGAAUACACAUAUUAUUCCCGAUGAGAAUGGAGUCAAUUUGGAACAUUUAGUUUGUUGUGUGCAAGGUAUUCAAAUACAAGUAAAUAAUUUUGGUAUAAAAAUACUAACUUGGGUGGACAUAAAUAACAAUAAUAACAACAAGGAAAAGGAGAAUAUAAACGCGGCCAUCUGCGCUUUAGGAGGUGGGGGAAGUAUUAGUAAUGAGAAGGGUAAUUCGCAUGGGAAAAAUCCAAUAGCAGAAGCUUUACACCAAAUCUCACGCGAAGUUAUGGAGUUGGUGAAAAUGUCGCCAAAAGCCACAAUGAAAUUCAAUCGAUUCAUUCCGGCCUAUCAUAACCAUUUUGGCAAACAAUGCCGUGUCGCCGAUUAUGGUUACACCAAACUUAUUGAACUCUUUGAAGCCUUGUCGCCAGUCAUACAAAUCAUGGGGGACGGCGAGAAUCGACAAAUAACACUUACGCAUCGCAUACAAGUACGACGUUUUACUUCGGAUCUAUUAAGGAUAUUACGAACACAUUGGAGCAAAUCAAUAUUAUUGUCCCAACUACCGACCAUUUUUGCUCAAACCCAGAAUCGUCAAUUUGAUAUAACCGACUAUGGCGUUUGUGAACUGACAGACAUAUUCGAUGGUUUGGUUAACACAAAUAUUGUGCUAAUAAUGCCGGCUCACGGUGGUAAGGAUUUGUUAAUAUCAAUGCCUAAGCGCGAGCAGACUUCGAACGAACUGGAAAAAACUUGUAUAUUUGCUGGCGAAGUUGUUGAACUGUUUCGCAAUGCACCUCAAUAUAGUAUAUUGUUUCAAAAAUUUGUUCGUUCUUAUCAUUACCACUUUGGCUAUCAAUGUCGUUUAAGCGAUUACGGGUUUUUGAGGUUGGCUGAUCUUCUGGAUGCUAUUAAUGGUGUUGUGGAAAUAGAAUUAACUAGUGAUGAAGAUAAGAAAAUCUCGCUGUCACCUGUAAUAGCACGCCGCAUCUUUGCGAAACAAUGCGAAGAACUUAUUCGCGACAUGACCGGUUCCCCUAACACAUGCGUAAAAUUAGAUGAAGUAUUAAAAAUGCAUAAAAAAAAAUUCGGUUAUCAAAUGCAAUCGCAUGCUUUGGGUGCUAAGAAUAUGACUGAAGCUGUACAGUUGAUGCCUUACGUUGAGUUGACUAUGAAGGGCGAGUGCUCCUGGAUCAUAUGCCAUGGUGAAGAAAAAAGUUUUCGUAAUCAAUGCUAUCGAGCUUGUAAAUAUUUAUUGACUUUAGAGGGAGAAAAGUGUGAACAGAAGGGCGAAAAUUUUGAAGCAGAGAAAACUCAACUAACCUUAACAAAUUUCAUCUCUAAUUUUAAUGAGAAACACAAAGAAGACUUAACUGAAACAAAAUUGCGGGCCAUGAAGCAUGCGAUUGAAUUAAAGUUCAAAAAUAAUGAAUACUAUCCUUGCCUAACGAAUUUUAUUAAGUUCUUAAUGAGUAUAGUAUGUCUAUUGGAAAGCAAAUCAUCCAUGACAGUGUUGGAAAUCAAAAGCGCUCUCGACUGCGACAUUCAGACUAUAUCCCAGUACGGCUAUCCAAGUUUAUAUUCGCUAAUUACAUCACAUACCGAUAUCUUUAAUGCUGGUCCCAUUCCCACGCAGGAAAAAGCAGUGGUUACGCUCGUUAAGAACACUGAAAUGCAUUUGAAAGCCUUCGCGAACAAUAAAUCUCUGUUUGAUGCUUUGAAGUUGCCCUUCAGUAAACAAAAAGCCAUGCGCUCUACUCGAACGCCUCUAAGUGAACGCAAUACCCAUGGCUCACUUGCAAAUAAUCAAAAGCCGCCACCAGUCAAAACUCGAACUCUGUCGAACGAUGUUGGCAAUACGAGUUGCAAUUCAUUUCAACAGGCGGUCAGUUCCAAUCACCUACUCUUAAAUGUCAGUGGUAAAAACGCUUCCAAUACGCAAAACAAUUUAAGUAGCUAUUCUUCCGCGCAUUCUUCAUUGGAAUCGAAUGCUUUAGAUACUUCGCUCAUUGCUUCAAUUGGCAAAGAAAAUUCAUUAAACUCUUCAGCAACUCUUAGCAAUUCAUUUAGUGGCAGCAAUCAGUCUUAUUCGUCGUGUUUCACUGGCGACCUUAACAACAGUAACAAUAAUAAUAAUUUAAGUAACAUAAAUUUGCCGCCACCAUAUGCAGUAAUGCCAGUGUCAUCAGCAUCCUCCGCUUUGGUUUUUACUGAUCAGAUAAUUAAUAACCAGCAUCAGCAACAAAAUCAUCAUCAUCUUCGACAAGCAUUUUAUUCGAACACUAACUUGUCUGAUCGACGUCACAAUUCUGCAUUUUAUCAGCAGCAAAUUCCGACAUAUUUAGGUAAUAAGAUAACAAAUAACAACGAGUUGAAUUGUACGGCAUAUGUUAAAACAACGGAAGCUUCGACAGGCUUUUACGAAUUAGUCAAUAACAUGCGCAUGUGCCCUAUGUACCAGCCUCCAAAACCGGAUACACCUCCUGCAGAUAAUACACCAUUUUGGAUUGAUCCGAUUUGGACUAAUAAUAAUAAUAAUAGUGCCGAAAGACCACCGAAUGAUUUGCUAAAUAUACGUCUUCCCGAGCUUAGAGCCCUUAACGUCUUGCCAAUGCUUCUAUCACCUUAUUCUAUUUCAAAAAUUGAAAAUAUGAAACAAGUUUUCAAUUUUGAAUCGUAUGAUAGAAAAAUUGCUUAAUAAUUUGUUACUUUG